Fimicolochytrium jonesii is the source of this 2197-nucleotide messenger RNA. RefSeq lists its product as uncharacterized. The transcript is spliced from 3 exons. The record is from RefSeq and is a predicted model, not a curated record. Lineage: Eukaryota; Fungi; Chytridiomycota; Chytridiomycetes; Spizellomycetales; Powellomycetaceae. Bases 185 to 1711 code for a protein of 508 amino acids.
UCAUCCAUUGAAAACCUUCUCAUCCAUUGAAAGACGCGUGAAAGACGCGUGCCAAGCCCCCCCCAUAUUGAGAGCCGAGGCCGUGGCGGACGAGAUCUACUGGGCUAGACCUAACAUUUCCUUAGAGCGGUAGAUUAGAAUCGAAUCGCCAUCCAUUGCAGCCUCCAGACCAGCUGCCAGCACAAUGGCGAGGCGGACCUUAUCAGCUCUCGAGUUCCCAACUCUGAACACGUACUUUGCGAACGCGGCCGCAAUUGACUGGAACUCGUGGAAGAACGAGUUGUAUCGGUUUUCGGAUGACUUGGACACGUACGCGGAUUCGUCGCUGGGAGCACCAGACGUGCAGAAAAAGGCCCGAUGGAAGGAUGCGGUGAAGACGCUGCUCGUGAGAAAAUCCGAAUUCGAGGCCGCCAAACUGCAAUACCUCAACGAGAGGAAAUCAUCCGCCGACGAUGCCCAAAUUGCGCGCAAAAAGCUCAUGGGUGGAUCACCGAUCGGCGAGAAGCGACCCCUUCCCGGAUGCCCAGAAAACGUUCGUUCGAAGCAACCGAAGCGAACUCAUAACAUUCAGUUACCGAGCACGCCUAUCAAAGCAAUAUCUUCGAUACUCGACGGCCCGUGUGUGCAGGAAGGGGACAAUUUGGCCGUCUCCACUGUCUCUGAAAGGCUUAGCGCGUCGAUACUGGAGCUAGAAUCGGAGGAGGUUCUUAUCAAUGGAGUCGAUGCUGGGCGACUACUGCAGGAUAUUCAAAGAAGGAUACUGAAGGAAGAUGCGGACAUUUCGCUGCAGGACACUGAGGACUAUUUGGGCGUUUUCAGUUGUCUUCUGAUCACACCGCUGAGACCAAUCGCAUAUCAAAAUCACAUUACCGCUGAGGAUUGGGCCAAGCUAUGGUGCCAUUUUGAGCCGCGACUGUUACCGGAGAUAGACGACAUGACUAGUCUAUUACCUGACGUGAAAGCCAUGCUUAAGGCGAACCGAGACGGACGACGCUGGACACCACGCAUGCCGGACGACCGAGACACCACGCAGUGCGCUCGUGCUCUCACCCUGCAAAACCUCCAACAGCACCUCGAUGAGGAGGAACCAGAGAGAUUGCUGGAGCCCACAUGGACCGUGAAACAUGUUGUCCCGUUGCUCUGCAUGUUGAUUGAUCCACACCUUGACUACAAUAUUGAUAACGCAACUGAGGCUAGUAACCUACGCCCCGACGUCAAUAUCCACAUGCGGCGGCGAACUUGCUUAUCAAAACGCGCGCUGAUGGCGUGUGAGAUCAAAUCGCCGUGGGCUUCUCCGCUUGAGAAGAAGAAGGACAAAGCGCGAUCGGUUCUACAUUGCGUGGAUUGGUUCAAACACGAAUAUCAUGGAUUUUAUUUUCAUGACUUAACGAUACCAAAGGUGGCGGUACAUUUGACAGGACUUGAAGGCAGGGUGUAUGAAGUGUACAUGCUGCCGAAAAUGUUUGUUGCCGUAGAGGUUGGGCGUAUGACGGUCCCGAGGGACCUGGGCAACGGCUCGGCACUAGCGAUCACGGAAAGCAUUCUAUCUACGGAAGUCUUGAUGGAUAGAAUCUCGAAAAUCAAACAGUACGCUCUCGCACAAGCCUCCCGCAAACCAGGACAAGAAGACUCCCCAUCGAGACUCCCGCCAACGCCGCUGAAGGUUGACACCAAACGCCAGCGGAAAACAGUCAUCAAGUUGACUUCGUAGCAGUGGAUGGAUUAUCACACCAUGUUGAACUUUUCACCCGAUGUCAGAUCGAACAGGAGGGACUUUUGGAGACGGGAAACAGAGUGCAUAAGGGAAAAAUAGAGAAGGGGAGGUGGAAGGAGGGGGGAAUCUGUCGGGUGGAAACGUAGUGGUUGGAAACGCAUCAGGCGGACUAUGGGUCCCAGUGUUGCAGUACCACGGCGUAUGUGCUUGGCUUGUUCUUACGCCGUUUACGAUAAACAAUGUAGAGUAAUCUUCGGUCGUCGAACAGAUCAGAAUGAUGAUUUGCGUGUGUAUGUCCAUCUGCGUCUGUCAUUGGAACUCGCCCAAACGCUUCUAUUCAACUGUAUGUGCAAAACACAGGCUCGCACAUGGCUCCAUCGAGGCGGCGUACUUGGGCAAGGGAGGAGUGUCGAAAAAUGGCCGUCAAAGUCGUGCACUUAAAGAAGCCCGCACAUCCCUACCCGCCUUCAGCGCUUCGCCAGC